Messenger RNA from Theobroma cacao (cacao), 892 nucleotides. Its product is annotated as putative histone H2A variant 3. The record is from RefSeq and is a predicted model, not a curated record. NCBI's taxonomy places the organism in Eukaryota, Viridiplantae, Streptophyta, Magnoliopsida, Malvales, Malvaceae. Gene Ontology annotation, cellular component: nucleosome. Gene Ontology annotation, molecular function: structural constituent of chromatin; DNA binding; protein heterodimerization activity.
CCAAACGCUCUCUCUGUUUCCUAUCUGCGAGACCUCAAACUUUGUCUUCCGUUGUUUGCCCACAAAAAUUCUGUGUUUCGUUUCCAUUUUAUCUGUAAUAUCUUGGGUUCGUUCUUAUUUUUGGCGGGAAAGAUGUCUGGAAAAGGCGCGAAAGGUUUGAUUAUGGGCAAAACCUCCGCUGCUGCCAACAAGGACAAAGACAAGAAAAAACCCAUCUCUCGGUCUUCUCGAGCGGGCCUCCAGUUCCCAGUGGGUCGGAUCCACCGUCUACUAAAGUCAAGGACCACCGCACAUGGGAGAGUAGGAGCCACUGCUGCUGUUUAUUCUGCUGCUAUCCUGGAAUAUUUGACUGCAGAGGUGUUGGAGUUGGCUGGAAAUGCAAGCAAGGAUCUUAAGGUGAAACGUAUUACCCCCAGACACUUGCAGCUUGCUAUCCGUGGUGAUGAGGAACUUGAUACCCUGAUCAAGGGAACCAUUGCUGGCGGUGGUGUGAUUCCGCAUAUCCACAAGUCACUCAUUAACAAGUCAUCCAAGGACUAGACUAUACUGGGCUAUUGCUUGUAGAGAUUUGCCAAGUCUCUAUCUGAGCUGCAUUUCCUUGGUGUGAGCCUGAGACUAAAAUUAUAAAUUUGUUAGGUUCUGAUAUGACAGUUAGGUCAUGCAUUAUUGUGUUUAAUUAAUUUGUUGAUACUUAUGCCUAAUCUUCUUUCAGCUGCUGGACUUGGUUUGUUUUUUUUUUCAUUUCUUCUCCUUUUCCAAUAUAUAUGCUGUCAAUAUUGACAUUGGCAUAUUGUUUAGCAGAUUGACAUAGUGGCUGUUGCAUGGUUAACAUAUAUGACCAGCUUUAGGGUUAUUGAUGUAUUGUUUGGAAGUCGUUAUUUUGAGAUUCAGC